Messenger RNA from Trichoplusia ni (cabbage looper), 1569 nucleotides. Its product is annotated as retinal dehydrogenase 1-like. Gene Ontology annotation, molecular function: aldehyde dehydrogenase (NAD+) activity. The record is from RefSeq and is a predicted model, not a curated record. The transcript has 11 exons. Lineage: Eukaryota; Metazoa; Arthropoda; Insecta; Lepidoptera; Noctuidae. The coding region runs from base 66 to 1526 and encodes 486 amino acids.
UGUUAUAUAUACAUGUUUAUUGUCACUGCCGAGCUAGUUGUGAUUUGGACGUUGACUGAGUGACCAUGGCACCGCAAAUUAAAUAUACUAAGUUAUUCAUCGACAACGAAUGGGUGGACUCCGUAAGCGGUAAAACCUUCGAGACCAUCUCCCCUGGCGAUGGAUUUGUCAUUACAUCAGUCGCUGAAGGAGAUAAGGCUGACGUAGACCUUGCAGUAGCGGCUGCCCGACGUGCUUUCCACCGCAACUCGGAAUGGCGCUUAAUGGACGCCUCCCAACGCGGAGAGCUCCUGCGCAAGUUUGCCGACCUCGUCGAGAGAGACUAUAAGUACAUUGCUGAGCUGGAAUCUUACGACAACGGCUUAGUGCUGGGGAAAGCGCUCGCUUUCAUCCAAGGUGCCGUUAAGAGUAUCAAGUACUUUGCCAGUUUAGCUGACAAGAUUCAAGGCACCACAAUCCCCAGUGACGGCGAUGUAUUUUCUUACACCUUAAGACAACCCGUAGGAGUGUGUGCUCUUAUCUUGCCAUGGAAUGUGCCUGUUUUGAUGUACGUGAACAAAAUCUGCUCCGCACUUGCUGCAGGUUGUACUGCUGUAGUUAAGCCUGCUGAACAGACUCCACUGACAGCCUUGUACCUGACGGCUUUGCUGGCUGAAGCUGGUCUCCCUAAGGGAGUAGUCAACGUCAUCAAUGGAUACGGCGAGACCGCUGGAGUCGCUCUCACUCACCACCCUCAUGUUGCCAAGAUUUCUUUCACUGGAUCACUCGAGGUCGGCAAGUUGAUUCAGCAAGCUGCUGGAGCCAACAACCUCAAACGUGUCACUCUUGAGUUAGGAGGCAAAAGUCCUCUUGUCAUCAUGGACGAUGCCGACUUGUCGCUGGCUGUCCCAUACGCAGCUAAUGGUGUCUUCUUACAUCAAGGACAGAUUUGCGUAGCAGCGUCUCGUUUGUUCGUUCAGUCUACGAUCUACGACAAGUUUGUUGAAGCUGCUAUUCAGUAUGCUAAGAACAUCAAGAUCGGUAGCCCUUCUGAUCCCAAAACUGAGCACGGCCCACAGGUCGACGAGUUGAUGAUGAAGAAAGUACUCAACUACAUUGAAACAGGAAAGAAAGAAGGAGCCAAGUUGGUCCUUGGAGGCAAGCGCGUCGGAGCCAAGGGUUAUUACAUCGAACCCACUAUUUUCACGAACGUCACUGACGACAUGACUAUCGCCAAGGAAGAGAUUUUCGGGCCUGUUCAGAGCAUUCUGAAGUUCGACACAUUAGAGGAAGUGAUUGACCGAGCAAACGAAACUAACUUCGGACUCGCCUCCGGAAUCUUCACUUCUAACCUUAACAACGCUCUGCAAUAUAGCAAGCAUGUUGAAUCUGGAGUCGUUUGGGUUAACUUGUACUUAGGUGGAGGUGUGCAGACACCAUUCGGAGGCUACAAGGAGUCAGGAAUUGGCCGCGAGAAUGGCAUCAACUCCUUGGACCCCUACCUAGAAGUUAAGACUGUGACCAUCGCUCAAUCAAAGAAAUUCUAAUUUUAUACAAACGUUAAUACAAUAAAAGCAUGCUAAUACGCUA